Molecule: messenger RNA, 525 nt
Organism: Purpureocillium lilacinum
Lineage: Eukaryota; Fungi; Ascomycota; Sordariomycetes; Hypocreales; Ophiocordycipitaceae
Source: RefSeq, a predicted model, not a curated record
AUGGCGGACCAACAGCGCGACGAAGGCCGCCACCCUGCCUCGCCUGCCCAGCAGUCGGCGACCGGAGAUGGCGAGGGAGCGGUGCAGCAGCAGGUAUCUGCGUCAAGUGCUCCACGACGCAUGCCCCUCGAGGCCUAUACCCCGGCUGGAGUGAUAGCCGCCGGAGCCGACCUGAUGCAGGAGCCAGAGACGCGGGCAGCGAUGGAGCGUUACUGGGACGCCAUGCUUACGCUCGAGAAGCAACUAGAUUUUCUCCAGGAGCUGCACGAGGCGGCCGGCGGCGGCGAUGACACGGACAACGACGAGGCCAUCCAGGCAGCACGGGAGCCGGUCGUGGACAUGGUGCGCGAGUACCAAGCGGCAUUCGCCGCAGCGGAUGCCCGGGGCGGAUGGCUUCGGGCGUGGUAUCCAAUCCCGCAAAGCUUCAAGGACGCGCGAGCUCAACGGCAAGCGAGACGAAGCGAGGAGGCUAAUCUGGGCCAAGAAGCCCGAGACAAGACAUCGCCAGGCGAGGAGGCAUCUUGA